ACCUUCGAUGGUGCAAGCAGAGUCCUUGAGACCAAUGGAGCCUGCCAGCAUGGGAAAUGCACCGACGCCGUACUUGCCUGCUAGGAUUAGUGAUUCAAACCAGCCACGCCAACAGCUCCCUGGUCUCCAGGAGCUUUUGAGUCCGUCUUUGAGAUCCGGUCCGCCAUCAUAUUCACCCAAUUGGCCAUCAGUCAACAACUUACAGUCUAGCUGGUCCGAUGGCCGUGCGUCUUCCUCUACCGGCCAACACAGGCCAUCUCAAGUCUUAUCGGUCCCGUUCAACCCUACGCCACCACCUUUCCAUCGUCUCUCUCUGGAUGUUUCUAGCGCUGAUCGCUUCUCUCAACCCGCUCCAAAAGCUCCUCUUGGUGUCAGACCGUCAUUGCCCGCCCCUCCUCCACCUCCUCCACUUCGCAGAAUUUCGGACUACCAGGGCCCAUGCGUGUCGGAGCAGCCGACUCAAGCUGCGCAAGGCGUGGACGGCAUGGGCCUAUCUCAGUCACAGGUGGCUUCUCCUUAUCGCGAAGACACCGAAGGCGAUAUAGCUAGACGCAUGAAUGCCACCCAAGAAAUGCGAAAUGCGCCUCCGCCCAGUAACUACAGCCUACAGUGCGUGGGACAACGGCAUAUACCCGGGGAGGGUAUGUGCUAUGUGUUCAAGGACGGUAGCACUUGUCCGACCAUCAUUGAUGGAGAACCAGUGAACCCGCUUUGGGGAACGACUAAGGCAGGCAAGGCUCGNAAAAGACUUGCUCAGGCAUGCCUAAACUGUCGUGAGAAGAAGAUCAAAUGUGAGCCUGGUGAGAAGAGUUGCCUUCAAUGCGAAAAGGCCAAGCGAGAAUGUCACAGGUUUGCGUCUCCGAGCUCAGUCACCGACUGUCUACUAAGGAAUGAAAGCAGGCCACCAGUUCCUCAAUCACAGGUCGAGCUUAUCAACAAUACGACGCUGGCCAUCCCUAAUCUUCCUCUGGGACGAGCUGACUGGUCGAGUCAAUCUUCCGGCAGCAUCGCCGUGGCCGAAGUGCCAAACCAAAAGCGCAGACGCUCAGCACAAGCAGCACAACAGGAUGUCCUGAAUCUACCGCCGACAUGGAAUCGUGAAAAGUCGCCACAGAGUGUCAAGAGGCGCAAGUCUGAUGGCUCUGCUUCCUCUCUCGACGGAGCUGAAAGACAGCGCAAGGACAGCAAAAGAGUGGACCUUGAGGAUAUGGUACAUCCCAGUCCUCGAGCCGAGAAACUAGAUCCCUCAGCUUGGGAUCAGGAUCCAUAUCUCUACGACCCUGAAGCCACUAUGCGCUUCCUGGAACUAUUNUUUGCGCAAUCCGCCCGUGAGGUCAGUAUAAUGUUUCCUCGUAAUGCUUUCACCCGCUGGGUACGACAAUGUCGCGAGAAGUGUCAACGAGAAUGUAUGGUGUUAUACGCCGUCCUUGCUUUGGGUUCUAUCUUUGCCGAGAAUGAGUUUUCCUCAUUUGCCAAAAUUUGUGCGGACAGAGCUGGUCAAGCGGUGGCGCGCAUUGAUGGAAAGUUCAGCUUAGCUUUGGUCCAAGCUCGAUUGCUUGUAGCUGGAUACAAUCAUCUUGUCGGCAAAGACAGUGCAGGCUGGGACCUGAGCGGUUCUGCUCUUAGAGUCAUUAGCGCGAUGCGAUUGAAUAGUGAAGAAGGAUGUGGAGAAGAUCUGGACGAGUUUACGCGACGAUACUACAGCUUUUCGCGUGAACAACUCAGGGAAUGUCGCAGGCGGACCUUCUGGACUGCUUUCCUUGUGGAUGACAUUCGACUUCGACUUCCUUGCAACGAGCAGAUCUACGAAGAAGGGCUGGCUUCUGAUGCACCAAUGUUUGAUUGUUUCCAGCCAGGCAUGGGACUGCAAUCACUGGACCCAAAAACGAAUACACCAAGUCCUGCGGCACACACCAUGAUCAUAGCUUCUCUCUGGACCGAUGUGACGAAACUUAUCUUCCGCCGACCUCGACAGACUGCAGAUUCGGGAUCAUACAUUAAAAGUCACGAAUCAUUAUUGGGUGAUGUUCAGGCCAAGCUCUUUGACUGGAGAUCAUCACUGCCGCCUCACCUGCAAUACAGCCGACAAAGACUUAUCGAGGCGACUCACCAUGGAUACGCAGGCAGUCUUGUGGCUAUGCAUGCUUUGUAUCAUGUCUCGCAGUUGAAAGCAGCACGCAAUGCGCACCACGAGCUUUUGUCACCCCAAACGAUUUCGCGACAAAUUCGACUCGCGCGUACGAACGCUGUCCAAUUACUCGAAAUGGUUUGCGACAUCCGAAGCACAAAACCUUAUGGAUCAGGCAAAGGCCAGGAUCCGAUUAAUUUGCUAUCUCCUUUCUUCGCCUAUGGCAUAACUGCAGCUAUCGACACACUCAGUGCUGGAGGUCUAAGAGAGGAGCUUGGCCACACUAUGAGGCUCAUCAACGACAGCAUAGCCACUCUACACGAUCUUGCACAAUUCUGCGCCAGCGCCAAAAUUCAGGCCAAGCAGACUAGCAAAAGGAUGGCACUUAUCGAGGUCCGGGCAGCUGAGGCCUUCAAAGCGACAGCCGUGGUAACAGCUCCUCGAGCAACCAACAUGGGGGAGAAUGAGAAUUGUUGGAGGAUCAGCGAACCGAUGGAGCAGGUUUUCACAUUGCAGCAAGAUGUGUGCUAUGGAACUUCUCCCACCAUCUACUUCCAAGGCGGUGAGCGAAGGACGAUGAGAGAUGUACGAGUUCUCAGGACAUUCCACAUGAACGACUCUUUGCAAGGACCAUCAAUUGACGUAAUUUCUUUAAUAUUGUACCGCUUGCCUUUGCUUGCCCCAGAUUUCGGCAGUCUUUCGCAUAUGACUCGCGCUGAUGCU
Molecule: messenger RNA, 2851 nt
Organism: Aureobasidium musti
Lineage: Eukaryota; Fungi; Ascomycota; Dothideomycetes; Dothideales; Saccotheciaceae
Source: the annotation of a GenBank genome assembly